Messenger RNA from Mycosarcoma maydis (corn smut), 2874 nucleotides. RefSeq lists its product as uncharacterized. The transcript has a single exon. Lineage: Eukaryota; Fungi; Basidiomycota; Ustilaginomycetes; Ustilaginales. Gene Ontology annotation, molecular function: nucleic acid binding; RNA helicase activity; ATP binding. The coding region runs from base 1 to 2874 and encodes 957 amino acids. Gene Ontology annotation, cellular component: nucleolus. The record is from RefSeq and is a predicted model, not a curated record.
AUGGCCAAGCGUGUUGCGAUGUCCAAGGCGCAGAAGGAAGCGCAGGCGAAGCGUGCAAAGAAGAGCGAUAACAGCAGACCUAGCUCUUUAUCCCACGCUUCUUUGCAGAAAACGGAACGCAAGACCGUCGACCCUACAAAGCUAGCAUGGUCGACGGUUCACUUGCCCUCUGAAGCGCAGUCAGGGGGUGCUGGUGUCACUGAAUCCGACUUUUUCAACUCGCUCGAUUGGAAUGAUGACGACUUUAUGGGCUUGCAAGAGAUUGACGAUGUAGAAGUGCUGCAAGAGUCUCGAGGUGAUGGGUCGCGUACCAUCACUUUCCUCGCUUCCGAGACCAAGCUCAAAAACAAGCAAGACAACGCCGCUAUCGCAUCGUCUGCGCAAAAAGCACCUGUCAAAACUGCGGAAGCGAAAUUGAAAGCAAACAAGAAACGGCCCAAGAAGAGGACCAUUGACGAGGUUGCCCCCAAUGUUGAAAUCGACGCAGCACCAGCACCGAUGGAGAGUCAAGAGCUGACGGCCGUCACGAAAGACUCAGACGAGCCGGAUUCAGAUGGAUACGAGACAGCAGCCGAUGUCACCUUGCUACCUCAAGAAGAUACCGCGGAUUCUGACCUCGACCUGGACGACAACGAUCUCGCCGAAGCUUUCCGCAAUGCACACCAGCUCGAUCUGCAAGAUGAUGAGGCCGACGAGGCUGAAUUCGACGACAAGCUUCUUCCUGCAUGGUCGCAUCUUGCACUGCACUCAGAUCUGAAACGUGCACUGCUGCACAAAGGCUUCAAGCAACCGACCGAGAUUCAGAGAAAAGCAAUCCCUUUUGCUCUCGGACUGCAGCAGGAAGCAACCUCUUCAGAUGACUCGGAGGACACCGCUGAUUCCGCCGCGAUUGGUGCACCGAGCACUCGCAGAAAGCGUGACGUGGUAGGUGUCUCUCAAACUGGAAGUGGUAAGACGCUUGCCUAUGGCCUACCCAUCCUGAAUUACCUCUUCGAGAACGCCGAGAAUGCUAUCGCAUCGUCUUGUCGUCGAAAUGCUGUUGAUGACCUACCGCCACCUCUGGGCGCACUCAUUCUGUGCCCCACUCGCGAGUUGGCACUGCAAGUCUCCUCGCAUCUCAUCGAUCUUGUCCGAGCCAGCUGCAUUGUUUCGGAUAUCGACGUCGAUCAGCCCGAGAUCUCCCACAGGAAGCUGCUACGACGUCCUCAGAUCGCCGUAGUCUGCGGCGGAAUGUCGGAGCAAAAGCAACGUCGGUUACUCGAAGGCCGUUCAAGGCAAGGCGAUCGUAAAGCCGGAGUGGACAUCAUUGUCGCUACGCCCGGUCGGCUUUGGGAAAUGACACGCCUGGACGACCAUCUAGCGGCAAGAAUCAAACAGACACGCUUUCUGGUUCUCGACGAAGCUGAUAGGAUGGUCGAAGUGGGUCACUUUGCCGAGAUGGAGCACAUUCUCAACCUGGUCAAUCGUUCCGAAGCCAAGCGCCCUUCAGAAGGUCAAGAUGGACAACAGCAUGUCAGUGGAUCGGACAAAGAGGACGAAUCUGAGGUUGAAAUUCCAACGCAUGGUGUGAAGCCGAGUUCGAGUAUGCAGACGUUCAUCUUUUCGGCAACGCUCAGCAAAGCGUUGCAGGUCAACCUCAAGAGGCGUCGCAAGCUGAAACAGUUUGCCAAGAAACGUCAUUCGAAGCGCAAGGAAAACGCUACCACGCUGGACGAGUUGAUGGACCGCAUCGAUUUUCGAGAUCAAGCUCCUGCGGUGAUCGACUUGACACCGGCACAAGGAUUGCCGCAGGGGUUGAUGGAGACCAAAAUCGAGUGUGUGGGCAAGGACAAGGAUCUGUACCUCUACUAUUUCUUGCUGCGAUACCCGGGGCGAACGCUUGUGUUUGUCAACUCGAUCGACGGCAUUCGUCGGCUGACACCGUUGUUGACGCAGCUCAACGUGAUGUGCUACCCGAUUCACAGCCAGCUCCAGCAGAAACAGCGUCUCAAAAACUUGGAUCGAUUUCGCGCCUUUGAGCGUUGCGGCCAAGCGUCCAACUGCGUUUUGCUCGCAACGGACGUUGCAGCACGUGGACUCGAUAUUCCGAGCGUCGAGCACGUCGUUCACUAUCAACUGCCUCGAUCCGCUGACACCUACGUUCACCGAAGUGGUCGUACUGCUCGAGCCGGAAGUUCUGGAGUCUCUCUUGCCUUGAUCGAAGCCAAGGAGAAACAAUUGUGGACCCAACUUUGUCGAGCCAUGUCACGUCAAUCCGACAUCUCGAGUUUGCCCAUCACGUUUUCCACGCUCUCGCUCUUACGAGAGCGAGUUGAGCUCGCACUUGCCAUCGACAAGCAAACCCACGAAGCCAACAAACAGCAACACGACGACAACUGGUUAGCAAAGUUGGCAGAAGACGCGGACCUCGUCAUGUCGGACGAUGACAAUGUUGAUCCGGAUGCUCCAACGAGCAAACGUGGCGGGUCGAGUGCAAGCAAAGCAGCCGAGGCCAAAUUGAACGAAAUGAAGAACAAGCUCUCGGCGCUGUUGAGCAGGCCGAUUACAAUGAAGGGUCUAUCGCAUAGAUAUCUGACUGCAGGAGGUUUGCAAGGGAGCGCUUGGGUGGAUGAUAUGGUCAGACAGCAGAAUCACCGACAGAUUUUGGGCGUGCAGAAUACUGAUGCAGAAACCGAUUUGAAGUCAAGCCAAACAAGUCAGCCGGUCAAGAAGAAGAUCAAGAGCGACAAUGCUGGCAAAGCUAGUGCCGCUGCUACCGCCGGUGCGCCAGCAAAGCCACCAAAGCCAGCGUCAGCAGUGUCAGCAUCAACGGAGAAGCGCAAGCGCAAGAAGAAGCCUCGGUCACAGCUAAAACGCAAGCCCUAUCAAUUGUAG